Anthostomella pinea is the source of this 5055-nucleotide messenger RNA. The record is from the annotation of a GenBank genome assembly. Lineage: Eukaryota; Fungi; Ascomycota; Sordariomycetes; Xylariales; Xylariaceae.
AUGUCGUCCUCCAACCACCAGUCGACUUCUCGACAUCGCAAUGCCUCCAUGAGUUCUGCAGGGCGGUCUUCGAGAAAGGCCAAGGUCGCCUCCGAGCCCAAGAACUUUACCUCACCGACCGCCCUAAUGAGGUACUUCGAGCCAACGUCGGCCACGGCCUCAAUGCUGCUAUAUGGGCAGGGCAACUCUGUUGUCGUUGCGCAUCAUGACAGCUUGACGAUCGAAAGACGCUUCUCCCGCCAUUCCGCCGAAGUACAAUUACUAGCCGUGGACACGCAGAGCGAGAUAGGUGCUGGAAGGCUGGUUGUCAGUUACGAUGUGGACAUGACCGCCAUUGUCUGGGAUUUGAUGACAGGUGACGAAGUUGCUCGAUUCGCUUCGUACGAAAACCUCACAUGUGCUGCUUGGAUGCGGAACGGAAACGUCGCAUUUGGCAACACUCAAGGAAACGUGAUCCUCUUCGAGCCUACGACUUCCGAGCAUAUAUCCGCACGAACAAUCGACCAAAUCGCCAUAACGGCACUUGCUCCUGCGGCUGAUUGCAGGACAUUUGCCAUUGGAUACCAAAAUGGCUCGCUUCUUAUUGCCACGCUUCAGCCGAGGUUUACAAUUUUACACAAUCUCAGCACUUCGAGGGCACCGUCGCCAAUCGUGAACCUCGCCUGGCAUGCGUCGUCCGCCCGUCAAAAGUCGGACAUGUUGGCCGUACAGACCAAUGACGGCGACCUGAGGGUGUGGAGUGUGGCGAAGUCGUUCAACAGCGACGACCCGGCCAAGGUAGUACGAAUUCUCAAGCGGACUGAUAACUAUCAGAACGGUCCCAACUGGAUGGGUUGGUCAAAGAACGGCCGCAUAAUCCAGUAUUCUGAUGGCGAGACACUUUCAUGGGAUGUUCGGACAAAGCAUGUCACCUAUGACAGCAUACCGACUCUUGAGCACGUUCGUGGCUUGGCUGUGUACGGGCCGGGGGCGACCCUCUUCACUCUCGGUGCCAACAACACCGUCCAGCAGUUCGACCUCAACACACCAUCGAUGAUGGUCGCUAACGUCCAACACCCUGCGAAUCUGUUGCCGCCGUCUCCACCCGUCUCGAUUGAGGAGCAGCCAGAACAGGGUAUAGUUAUAAUAGGCACCGAAUCGGACUCCUCAAUACCGAUUAAUGCAGAGAUAUCAGAGAGCGAUGAUGACCAUCUUUCGCCCCUGGCGAGGAUUGUGCGUGGGACUGACGCACCCUCGGACUCGAUUGACCAAGACAGAUACAUGUCUGCUAGUCCGGUGUCUAGCAAGAGCUCGACAAUAUCGAAGUCUUCCGGUGGUUCUGGCACUCGAGGCCGAUAUCAGCCUUCAGUCCAGUCACGUGGUGGCAUGACUGAGAAUACCUACAUUUCCGCUGGGUCCUCCCUGAGAUCCUCAGCCAUGCCACCACCAUUUGGGGACAAGGAUGCGUACUCUAUCAGCAGUGUCAGCUCCGCUUCUAUGACCUCUUCGUCGCGGUCUCGCCAUCGACCAUCGCGGUUGCGGAACGAAGUGCUGCCUAGUCCCGAGGAGUCCAAGGUUCAUGACUUGUUCAAGUUCACGCGGAGCCGUCUCCAUGACAUCCCUUACAAGCGGGCUCCUAUGAUGGACCAAUCGCGCAUGACCAACGAAGACCUUCGCCGGCAGAUGCUAAGUACCAUCUUCGGUUGGAAUAGAGGGGUACAAGACCUUGUCCGAGACGAGAUGGCGCGUCAUCCCAAUGGCUCACCAAGCCGCAUUUUGCUUGCCAAGUGGCUCGGAGACAUCGACGCCGACGUAAUGACCGCAACGUCAGAGAACAUGACUUCAUCAGACUGGAUGUUACUCGCCCUCAGCGGCAUAGGUGGCCAGGCCUCGCAACAUAAGCUUGGUCGCGCUUAUGUCCAGCGUCUCCUCGAGAACGGUGACGUACACGCAGCAGCAACUAUCAUGAUAGGGAUGGGUGACCACAACGACGCAAUUGAGAUCUAUGUCUCGCACAGGAAAUACUUGGAGGCUCUUAUUUUACUCUGCCUUAACUUUCCCAAUGUCUGGGAGCGUCAAGCUCAGAUCAUCAAGAAGUGGGGAGAGUUCGCUGUUCAGCAUGGCCAACAAGGAUUAGCCAUCCGAUGUUUUGCUUGCACUGGCAUAGAAUCCUCUGAGCCGUGGACCUCGCCGUCUGCGGCACAAGUCACUUUCCAAAGCCUGAACCAGACGAUUCCCAAGAUUCUUAGCCCGCCACUGUCUCCUCCUGGAUUGAAUCUUGGACCCCAACGCAGCAUUGCAAAAACUUCAGCUCUCAAGCUCAUCACCUCUUUUGGUGAACAAGGAAAGAAGUCGAAGUUUUUUGCCGCUGGUGAUGGAGGGCAGACCCCUAUUGCCGCCGGUGUGACGCCAAUAGCUGAGUCGGCUGUUUCUCCUGGGGGCCGCGAUCCAAACACCGCUUUCCUUUGUCCCUCUCAACGCAGCGCAUACAACACGCCGUCCUCUGCAAAGCCGGUCACACCUGGUGGCUUUGGACGACCACGCCUGCCUUCCAUUGGAGAGAUCCCCAGUGGUGGGCUUCCGCGUGACCUCCUCAAGGGAGGAGAUUCAUUAACGCCUUCCACUGACGCUGUACCUGGCAUGGAGCGGAGGCAUCGUGCCCAUCACUCGCGUAAAGCCUCUGAUGAGCAAUAUAAUGCCGGCAUGUCUCUUCCAAGAGCAUCUACAGCGAGCCCAAUGAUGAUGAGAGACAGCCACCGCCGCAAGGAACCCCCGCCGCCAUCCCCAUCGCCGGAGUCAUUCCAGGCCCUGUUGUACCAAGGUCGCACCAGUCGAAAUGGUGCACGGGAGAGGAAGCCAGAAGGGAUGGAGCUGAAGCUAAACUCGCUCGACGCUGCAAUGAACAGUGAUGUGACAUCCCCAGAGCAGUCUGUGGCGUCAUCAGCACGGUUCCACUGGCCAACUCGCCGUCGCGGACCGGGAUCGGUAGCCAGCUCGGCCACGUCGAACUCAAGUGCAGGACGCAGCCACCGAAACAAUCAGACAGGUAGAAACCUUACUGAUUACAUCCACAGUCUGGAAACCGCGCAACACUACUCGAAGAAGCAGCGUAGUCGUGAGAGUAGUCGGCAACGCCAGGAUGAUGGACAAGGACGAAGCCGCGACAGCAGCCGAAGCCGUAAAGGCAUGGCCCGCGAGAGCUCCGAAGACAGAGGCCGCGGUGUAUCCCGGAACUGGACGCCGAAACCGGCCAAACGUUCCCCGACUUCACCAAUUCCUAUGUCGCCGGAAGACCUCAUCUACCUCAGCACCCCGAGGCAGAUGGACGCUAAACUCAACGACGAGCAUGUGGUGCCUAUCAACCUUGACUCAAACGAGCCAUCCACUGUCCGCAAAUCCAGCCAGAUUCGGCGGUCCUCGCCCAGAAGUACUCGUAUGUCGAGCCGGCCUUCGAGUCGUGGCAGUCGACAAAGAAGUCGAGAUCGACGACCACCCGCGCUCGAACUCCGUGGUCGAAGCCAGAGUCGUGGCGACGGUUCUACAGUGAGAUCGCCUUCAUCACCGUUGCCAAUGUCAGCGCAGGCGAAAUUCUAUGGUUCGGAUGAUGAGGCAGACCUGCAGGCUGCCCUCGAGGCACAGGAGCUGUUCAGAAACAGACAUAACCGCAGCGGCAGCCAAAAGGAUCCCUCUUCACCUGUUGUUUAUCGAUCACGGGAUCGGUCGGAAAGCCGUCGUAGAAGAAACAAGACGCCAGCGGACCAAGAGCCACCGCUACCAGCUCAAACGCUCGAACAAUCGCGCGCCUAUGCUACCCCUGCUGAUGAUAUGAAGCAUAUUAUGACAGAGAGACAGCUCAAGAAGGAAGCGGCAGCUCGUGAGCUCGAAGAACGGCGCAAGUCUCUGGCCCGUCGUCCUUCGGCACCGCCAAUCCCACAUCCCCAUGAGCUGUCCCCCAUCAUCUCUCGCGCUCCCAGCGCCUUUGAAUUGCCACAGACCACCUUCGUGGCUCCCAGGGAUGUGCCUCAAAGAAGCCAGACGGCUGAUCCGACCAGAAGAGGGUCCAAUAUGCGCAGCCCAAACGCCCCUAUAAUUGGCCUACCAGCAACUCCCAAGGCCAUGAGACUUCAAUUCCAGACAGAUAAUAGGGGAAAGCCUGGGGUACCACCUAUCCCAGUCUCCUACCGAAGCUCCCCGUCCUCUUCCGGGCAGCCAUCACCCGACAAGCCCGGCAACAACUCGCCAAAGUCUCCUGAGAAAGUGUCACCCGUGACUCUGCUCCCUUCUACUGUCUACUCGCCGCCUUCCCGACCCAACAUCCAGAGAUGCAUGUCCGCUCCUAUCCCUGAAGAACCCCCAGCUCACCCUUCAGUGGGUUUGCCUGCUCACCCCGCUUUCCAGCAAGGAAUGCAGGCUGGCAACCAACCACCUCGAAGGGGGUCGGUUUCGACGAGAAAGAUGAGCGCAGAUGCUGCAGCCGGUAUGCGAGGCAUCGACGAAAUGCUAGGCCGACAUUCAAGAAGGACUUCCCGCGAUGAGGUGCCUCCGCCGCCGCCACCGCCGCCGGUUUUGAGGGAGCUCCAGCACUUGGCUAUGCCCCCUCCUCCGCCUCCAGCACCACUUCCUGGUGCCAGGCCGAGCUACGGAUCUCCUCCGGGCUCGGGCUCCAUCGAGAUCGUCAUGGAUGAGGACGACCAAAGCUCGGCGAUCCCGGCCGCUACACCAAUGCACGAGUCCGUCGUCCCCAUCAUUGCCCCUCCCGCACCACCAUCGUCGCGCAAUGGCCACAACCGCGGGCGAAGCAACACCGACAACAGCAUUGCUGGGCGGAUCAGCCGAGCCACUGAGCGCAUGCGAUCUGGCAGUCGGGGACGAACUAGCUCCGUCCUUGGAAAAGGCAACAAAUCCCCGGAACAAACUUCACCUUACGAGAGUCUGCCGCCUGUGAGCUAUAACGGACAUGCGAGUACUCCCUCUCAGCAGGUCGAGCGACACCCGCGCGAAGUAAAGGCCGCCUACCAACACCAGCAGCAACAACAGACUUUUGGCAACGGACUUCAUCACAGCGAGAUGAUCUAA